GAGAGUUUGGUUUUGCGUACACCCGCACACCACACACAGCACACAACACCACCAGAGCAACACUGAAGCGGGAGAGAAGCAGAAUUAGGAAACUCGAAGAACGAAAAGCCCUAGUCAGUACUAGGUCGGUUUUGGCUGAGAGAAUGGCAGCGGAAGGCGACGCCGUGGGACCGGUGAUUGAGGAGGACGAUAUCUCCGUCGACGUUGGAGAGAAAGGCCGGCACCGCCCAGUUAUGGUUGUCGAGCACCUCGACAUUGAGGCGUACGCGGCGCUGUAUACUGGACGCACGAAGAUCAGCCGCCUCCUCUUCAUUGCUGAGAACUGCGGCGUCGCUUCGAUGGAGUUGGAGGCUUUGCGGAUGGCGUAUGACGAGAUUAGGAAGGGCGAGGAUACGCAGCUUUUUCGGGAGGUUGUGGCGAAGAUUGAUGGCAGAUUGGGGCCGGAUUAUGGGAGUGAUAACGCUUGGGCGGAUGAUGUGGACCGACGGGCUGAGUUGAGGAAGGAGAAGCUCGAGAAUGAGCUCAAUGCUUCCAUGACAAAUUUAAUCAAAGAGAGCAUUCGGAUGGGAUACAAUGAUUUUGGAGAUUUUUACUAUGCACAUGGUCAGCUUGAAGAAGCAUUUAAAAGUUACAUCCGUACUCAUGAGUAUUGUACUACAUCAGCACAUAUCGUUCACAUGUGUCUGAAUGCAAUAUUGGUUAGCAUUGAGAUGGGUCACUUCUUCAAUAUUUCAAGCUAUUUUUGUAUGGCAUGGCAAAAUCAGGAUCGCUUCAGACCCGAUUCUGUUACAAUUUCAAAACUACAUUGUGCUGCUGGGUUGGCUGCUAUGAUGGGCGAAAAGUAUAAGUUUGCUGCUCGAGAGUUCGUGGAUACUGGAAUGUUAAUACAGAACAGCUACACAGAAGUAAUCGCACUGCAAGAUGUUGCAACUUAUGGUGGUCUAUGUGCACUUGCAACUUUUAAUCGGGCAGAACUGAAGAGAUAUGUCAUUGACAACAUUAAUUUCAGGAAUUGCUUGGAAUUGGUACCUGAAAUAAGGGAGCUCAUUAAUGAUUUCUAUAGCGGCCGCUAUGUUUCCUGUAUGGAGUAUCUCGAAAAUCCAAAGGCAAACUUGUUGCUUGACAUCCAUUUACAUGAUCAUCUGAAGACUCUAUACGAGCGAAUACGUAACAAGGCUCUCACCCACUACGUACUCCCAUUUGUUUCUGUUGAUCUACACAUGAUGGCGAAUGCCUUCAAGACAAGCGUUACAGACCUUGAAAAAGAACUUGAAGCACUGAUUCCUAACAACCAAAUAAAGGCUCGAAUCGACUCCCAUAAUAAAAUUCUUUAUGCACGGCAUGCAGAUCAGAGGAACAGCACAUUCCAGCGUGUCUUGCAGACUGCGAGUGAAUUUGAUAGGGAAGUGAGAACCAUGAUUUUGAGGGCAAAUCUUAUCAAACAUGAACAUAACCUUCGGAAGCAUUGAAAUGUACAGUUGCAAAGUUAUAUACACAUCAGAUUCAUUCUGAUAUGGAUUUGAAAAGUCGAUUUUGGGAAGUUCUGCAUACAGUCAGAGUUUAGAAACUUGUAUUGCUGAUAUGGCUUGAAAGGAUGCUUACAUCUUUUGAAACGAGAAGUUUGAGUCUAUUUGGCUAUUCAAGGCAGUCCUAGUUUGGUCGAGGGGAUCACAGGCUCUGGAAUCUUUGUCUGUCAUUAAGAUUGAAAUAUUGUUCUUUGUUCAUAGCCAGAUUUUAUAAAAGCCUAGUAAGAAGCUAUGUUGAUAGCACCCUUCGGGGGCUACCUGAUAUUUGCUGCCAUUUUCAGUAUUCUACAACUUCAACAUGAAUUUAU
Messenger RNA from Sesamum indicum (sesame), 1834 nucleotides. Its product is annotated as COP9 signalosome complex subunit 1. NCBI's taxonomy places the organism in Eukaryota, Viridiplantae, Streptophyta, Magnoliopsida, Lamiales, Pedaliaceae. The record is from RefSeq and is a predicted model, not a curated record. Gene Ontology annotation, cellular component: COP9 signalosome.